AUGCCCGCCCCCGAACAAGCAGAAUUCACCUUCCUGCCCCUCGGCGCGAUUAUUCAAGAGUUCCGCGUCGGCGGGAAGAAUAUCGUUCUCGGUUUCCCCACGCAGGACCACUACGUCAAGCACAACACCCCACACUAUGGCGCCACGAUCGGACGCGUCGCCAACCGCAUCAAAAAUGGCCACAUAGAUGUCCUUAAUGGACGCGAGUAUCAGCUCAAUCAGAAUAACGGCCCCAAUGCCCUGCACGGAGGCCCGACUGGUUGGGGAAAGCGUGUCUUCGAUGGCCCGCAUACUGUCCAGCGCAAUGGCCGUGACGCCCUCCUGUUCAAGUACCGCUGCCAGGAUGCUGAGGAAGGAUACCCCGGUACCGUCGAGGUGCGUGUCUGGUACACUGCCAGCAAGGAGGGUGAGGCGAAGACCGUUUUGACGGCGGAGUAUGAGGUGGAAUUUGUUGGCGAUGAGUGUGAGGAGACGGUUGUCAAUAUCACCAACCAUAGCUACUUCAACAUCGGCUCGGGCCCCACCAUCGACGGCACAACCGCCCAACUAGCCACAGCCGACUACCUCCCCCUCGACUCAACUGGCAUCCCAGAAGGAAACAUCGCCAAAUUCCCACGAGACGUGACGAAGCCCUUCACACUCGAAGCAGUCGGAGCCCACAUCGACGAUGUCUUCGUCAUGGAAACUGACCCCGCCAAAAUCCCGCUCGAUACCCGCGGUCUGCCCCUUCGCCAACUUGCCCAGUUCAGCAACGCCGGCACGGGCCUGCAUCUGGAAGUGCACAGUACCGAGCCUGCGUUCCAGUUCUACACGGGUAAGUAUAUCAAUGUGCCCUCGAUUGAUGGCGCUGCGCCGCAUACCGAGGGCGCGGGCUUCUGCGUUGAACCUAGUCGCUUUGUUAAUGCUGUCAAUGAGCCUGAGUGGAGGAAUAUGGUGCUUUUGAAGAAGGGGCAGGUCCUUGGUUGUAAGAAUGUGUACAAGGCGUGGAAGGAUUAA
Penicillium waksmanii is the source of this 996-nucleotide messenger RNA. RefSeq names its product Glycoside hydrolase-type carbohydrate-binding subgroup. Lineage: Eukaryota; Fungi; Ascomycota; Eurotiomycetes; Eurotiales; Aspergillaceae. Gene Ontology annotation, biological process: glucose metabolic process; beta-D-galactose catabolic process via UDP-galactose, Leloir pathway. Bases 1 to 996 code for a protein of 331 amino acids. Gene Ontology annotation, molecular function: aldose 1-epimerase activity; carbohydrate binding. The transcript has 2 exons. The record is from RefSeq and is a predicted model, not a curated record.